AUGCUUCAUGCCAUGGACAGAGACGCGGCUUCACCGGUGUCUGUUGCUACUACGACAAAGAAGGCGGUGGGCGGCAUCAGCGCACCUGAGGCUGCAGCCGCGUCCACAUGCACCAGGAGCAACAGCGGCCACAGCUGUCUGGACACCGGCUCCUCUAGAGCACCGACCGCUGAGCAGCCCGGUGUGGCCACCAACGUUGAGAUGGACGAGACCGAGGACGGAGAAGAGGAGCCCAAGUUUCAGCAUCCGCGUUUGCGCCGAGCCGGGGGAAGCGGCAGUGGCGGAAGUGGAGGAGGAGGAGGAGGAGGAGGCGGAGGAGGAGGAGGCAGUAUCAGGAUGAAGAACUUUACACCAGGAGGGGGAGCCGCGUCCUCGGCUUCCAGGAGAAACUCCAACAAGGAGCCCUGCCUUACGCACACUGAGGACGCUGCUGCCGCUCCACGGCCCUCCGCUGCCUCCAGAGCCACCAACACCCAGACACCCUGUCCGGGCGAUGCCGUCCUGCGCGGCGAGACCAACAGAGCAUCCAGGGCGGAGGCGUCGGAAUCAGCGGAGAAGGUUGUAGGAGCGACAGCGGGUGAUGUGUGCGUUGCUCCAAUUUCCAGCAUGAAAUGCAACAAAAACGGAGAAUGCAGGAGGGACUCUGGUACCGGGAGCCUGCGCUCAAUCAUCUCCAAGCAGGAGAAGCAGACAGGAGGGUCGGGGAGGGCCGAGGACGCAGGGAGCGCCAAGCGAGGAGCCUGUAACUCGACCACCGCCAGCAUGGACGGCUCCAUCACACCAGGUGGGUCCCUGACCGGGGGCCACGGAGGAGACAGCGCAAACCCUGUGUCCGGCGGCGUCCCCGAGAAAAAGGACUCCAAGGUGUCCUUUUCAAACGCACCGAGCCGGAAAGCCUCGUCCUCGCUGCACGGCCCGACUCACACCCAGCAGCCGCGGAACUCUGUCACUUUCCAGAAGCCGGAGGAUGGACCGCAGAUCAUGCCCGCCGAGGAUGCGGAGCCUCGGGGCAGCCAAGCCAGCUUCAUGCAGCGGCAGUUUAGCAGCAUGCUGCAGCCGGGAGUUAACAAAUUCUCCUUACGCAUGUAUGGCAGUCAAAAAGCGGUGGAGAGGGAACAGGAGCGGGUCAAAUCAGCUGGAAAUUGGAUUAUCCACCCGUACAGUGAUUUCAGGUUCUACUGGGAUUUCACAAUGCUGCUGUUUAUGGUGGGCAACCUGAUCAUCAUCCCCGUGGGCAUCACCUUCUUCAAGGAGGAGACCACUACGCCUUGGAUCAUCUUCAAUGUGGUGUCAGACACUUUCUUCCUCAUGGACCUGGUGCUCAACUUUCGCACUGGAAUCAUCAUUGAGGACAACUCGGACAUCAUUUUGGACCCAAAAACCAUUAAGACGAAAUACCUUAAGACUUGGUUCAUUGUGGACUUUAUAUCCUCCAUUCCAGUGGAUUACAUAUUCCUCAUAGUGGAGAAGGGAAUCGACUCGGAGGUGUACAAGACUGCUCGAGCCUUGAGGAUUGUCCGUUUUACCAAGAUCCUUAGUCUUCUGAGACUGUUGAGGCUAUCCAGAUUAAUACGCUAUAUUCACCAGUGGGAAGAGAUCUUCCAUAUGACCUAUGACUUGGCCAGUGCGGUGAUGCGGAUCAUUAAUCUGAUUGGUAUGAUGCUGCUGCUGUGUCACUGGGACGGCUGCCUACAGUUCCUGGUUCCCAUGCUGCAGGAAUUCCCCUCAGACUGCUGGGUGUCUCUUAACAAGAUGGAGAACGACACGUGGUCAGAGCUCUACUCCUUUGCUGUAUUCAAAGCAAUGAGCCACAUGCUGUGCAUCGGUUAUGGCCGGCAAGCCCCGGAAAGUCUGUCUGAUAUCUGGCUCACCAUGCUGAGUAUGAUUGUAGGAGCUACUUGCUAUGCUGUUUUCAUUGGCCAUGCAACGGCUCUUAUCCAGUCCCUGGACUCCUCCAGACGUCAGUAUCAGGAGAAGUACAAACAAGUGGAGCAGUAUAUGUCCUUCCACAAGCUGCCUGCUGACUUCAGACAGAAAAUCCAUGACUACUAUGAGCACAGAUACCAGGGCAAGAUGUUUGACGAGGAGAGCAUUCUGGGAGAACUCAGUGAGCCUCUCAGAGAGGAAAUUGUCAACUUCAAUUGUCGCAAGCUGGUGGCGUCCAUGCCGCUGUUUGCCAAUGCCGAGCCCAACUUUGUGACAGCCAUGUUGACCAAGCUGCACUUUGAGGUUUUCCAGCCACAUGAUUACAUCAUAAGGGAGGGCACAAUUGGAAAGAAAAUGUACUUUAUCCAGCAUGGAGUCUGCAGCGUUAUUACCAAGGGCACCCUCGCUAUGAAACUCUCUGAUGGCUCUUAUUUUGGAGAAAUCUGUUUAUUGACGAGGGGUCGGCGGACAGCCAGCGUGCGAGCAGAGACUUACUGUCGACUCUAUUCUCUGUCUGUUGACCACUUUAAUGAGGUGCUGGAGGAAUACCCUAUGAUGAGACGAGCCUUUGAGACUGUUGCCAUUGACCGUCUGGACCGAAUAGGUAAAAAGAACUCCAUCCUGAUGCAUAAGGUUCAGCAUGAUCUCAACUCUGGUGUCUUCAACAACCAGGAGAAUGAGAUGAUCCAGGAGAUUGUCAAGUAUGACCGUGAGAUGGUGAAGCUGGUGGACCUGCAGCGCCCACGAGCCAUGUCCAUGACCCCUUCCAUUGGUGGUAUCUUUGCUCCUCCUGGUCAAUCGCAGACAGGCUCUGCAAUUGCCACCCUCCAACAAGCUGUGGCCAUGAGCUUCUGUCCUCAGAUGGCAAGUCCAUUGGUGGGUCCAGGCUCUCUGCAGUCUCCUCGUAUGGUGCGAAGGUUUCAGGUGAUGCAGAACCUGUCCAGUCCAGUCUCCAUGUCUCCUCUUCAGUCUCAACCACCUCAGACUCUUGGAGGAGCAUUCGGCUCAGCAAUCUCCAGCCCUCCUGUCCAAAGCCCCCUUGCAGUUUCAGGACGGACUUUCCAGUACAUGGCAAGCGCAGGACCCUCUGGGUCCCAGUUGUCCCUAGUACAGCAUCAUGCACCCAGCCCGACAUAUACCCAGCAGAGGCCUGCCUCACACAAAAGCACCCACUCCCUUCAUACAGGCAGCUUGAGCCAGGACACCCGGGCCCUUUCUGCCUCCCAACCUUCACUUCCCCAGGAAGGAACACCACAAGCUGCCUCUGCAGCCCCCAGCCCUCCACCCUCUACUCGCACCUCCAACACCUCCAUCGGUCCCCCUCAGCCCACUCACCCGGGCCUGCCCGGGUCCUCAGGGGUGGGGAGAUCAGUAGGAGGUCAACAAAGGGUGGCCUUUGCCUCCACUCCGCCUCCUGGUGGACCUGCAGCAGCAGCGGCAGCGGCAGCAGCAGCAGCAGCAGCUGCUGGAGCCGGACCUCCAGACUCUGGAGUUCCCAAGAAAGAUUCAAUUGUCAGCCUUCCAGAGCUAGACUCUGCCAGAUCCCGGCUGUCUUCCAACUUGUGACCCUGGUAGAGUUGAGGAAAGAGGCCUUUUUUGUAGGAGAAUCUGCUUGUUUUAGGUCAGUCCAGCUGAUCUUCUCAGCCUGCGAAAUGACCAAUCAGCUACCACCAUCGCCACCAGUCAUUUGACCUGGAUGCACCGUGUGGUGGCGUCAGGAGAAGGAAAAGAGAAACUCCGAGUCUUGCAACACUUUGGCUAUGAGGAGUCUAUAGAGUUAAACAUGUAUAACUUAAGGUCGAACUGGUCUAGUCUGCUGUACCAGCACCUUUAGUCUUAGUAUCACCCCGUACACUCUGCUUCCAAACACCUACUGUAUAUUGCUGUCUUUACUGUAAAGAUAAGAAGAAACAUAUGAUUAAUGUAACUAUUGCAUACUGUGUAGAAUCCAUGCAAUGCAAUCUAGCAGGAGCUGGACUUAAAAAUGAAAAUCAGGGACUUGAGGUCAAAUGACAAUGACAUUUUAAGCGUUCAAAAAGUGUUUUGAGUGUAAGUUUUUUCUGUAUAAGCUGUCGUAGCAAAAGAACACACCGCUCUUCAUAUUGUUUAAAAUAGUAGUAAAAAUAGUGUUUUAGACCGCUGGUCGAUCUUACAUCGAUGUGUACAUAGUUGAUGAAAACGUAUGGAAGGAUAUUAUAUUCAUUGUAUCUAUCCAAACCAAAGUUGAGCUCAAACACAAAGUCUGGUUGUGUCUGUAUCAACUAAAAAAGAAGCAUAGAAGAAAAUGCCAUUUAUUUAACUGCCUUGAUUCAACGUUAGAAGCCAUAUAUUUGGUUUGUGUGUAUGUAUAUAUGUGGGUGUAGGUUUGCGUGUGUGACUUUGUUGGUAUGUUUUGGUUCUAUUUUCAGAGAACGGACUCACAUGAUCUCUACAAUCCUUUGUCAAGCGUGAUUGGUCUGACAUGCUGACAUUGGCACUUUUCACCAAACGUCUGGGAGGUGGUCAGCAUACUGAUUGUAAUCCUGAAGGCAAAGGUGGUUAAAUAAUCUGAGCUUUAUCAAAUGGAAACAUUUGUGAACAACCCACACUGUAUACUUGCUUGUUUUUGUCUAGGUUUAUUGAUUAACACAUGCAAUAUAAUUCUGCAAUACUCUACCCCGCCUAUAUAUAUAAAUAAAUAAACAAAUAUAUAUAUAUGUAUAUGUGUAUAUA
Messenger RNA from Solea senegalensis (Senegalese sole), 4638 nucleotides. RefSeq names its product potassium/sodium hyperpolarization-activated cyclic nucleotide-gated channel 2-like. Gene Ontology annotation, molecular function: voltage-gated potassium channel activity. NCBI's taxonomy places the organism in Eukaryota, Metazoa, Chordata, Actinopteri, Pleuronectiformes, Soleidae. The record is from RefSeq and is a predicted model, not a curated record. Gene Ontology annotation, cellular component: membrane. The coding region runs from base 1 to 3492 and encodes 1163 amino acids. Gene Ontology annotation, biological process: transmembrane transport; potassium ion transport. The transcript is spliced from 8 exons.